Archocentrus centrarchus (flier cichlid) is the source of this 2507-nucleotide messenger RNA. RefSeq names its product forkhead box N4 (gene foxn4). Gene Ontology annotation, biological process: regulation of transcription by RNA polymerase II. Bases 274 to 1821 code for a protein of 515 amino acids. Gene Ontology annotation, molecular function: DNA-binding transcription factor activity, RNA polymerase II-specific; transcription cis-regulatory region binding. The transcript has 10 exons. Lineage: Eukaryota; Metazoa; Chordata; Actinopteri; Cichliformes; Cichlidae. The record is from RefSeq and is a predicted model, not a curated record.
UUGGGAGUGUGGCUGUUAUAAGGGCUUGUAAGAGACACUGCAUUAACAACAGCUGUCAAACUCACGGGAUCCUGCCCCCCGGAUCAGUGGGAGCGUCCCUGAAGUCUCUACUGCGCAUGACAGAGAGCUGGACAGCUCCAGAGAGGGAAAUUUAAAAACGGUUUUGGAGAAUAGAGUGCAAUACAGUACAGGGGCUCAGCAGCGACUCUCACAUUCUUCAGUAUCAACCAAAAACAGACUAUUUUACUGCAGAGAUACUACAUAUCCCAGGAAAUGAUAGAAGGCGGAAUAACUUCCAGGAUGUCAGGAAUAACUGAGAAUGCAGGACAUCAUCCAUCUCCACAGGAUUACAGGCUUCUGACCACGGACCCCUCCCAACUGAGGGAGGAGGACCUCCCUGGGGAUCUGCAGUCUCUAUCAUGGCUCACCUCUGUGGAUGUGCCCCGGCUGCAGCAGAUGGCUGAUAGCAGAGGCCACAGCAAUGGGCCCUCCCAGGGCAGCUUGCUCGAGCAACAGACAGCUCAGCUGAGCAACAUGACUAUGACCACAAGUCAGGGCUCCAUGCUCCACCUUCAGAGUAACAUGCAGCACAGCCCUCUGGGAAUCAACAUCAUCAACACCCACAGUGGAAAUAUGUCUCCAUUCUCAAUGAAUGGGCUGCCUUCUCCAGGAUACCAGUGCCCUACCUCAGUAUACCAACCCACAUCUCAGCAGGUGUACUCUAUAACCCAAACUGGACAGCAGUGUACAACUGGUGGGCUUUAUAGCAAUGUCUCUUUCAACAACCAAAGUUUAUUUGCACAACCUCGCCUGGCUCCACAAGAACAGGAGCUGCAGCCGAAAUCUUUCCCCAAGCCAAUCUACUCCUACAGCUGUUUAAUUGCCAUGGCUCUGAAAAACAGCAAAACUGGCAGCCUCCCAGUCAGUGAGAUCUAUAGCUUUAUGAAGGAACACUUUCCUUAUUUUAAGACUGCACCUGAUGGAUGGAAGAAUUCAGUCAGACACAACCUCUCCUUAAACAAAUGCUUUGAGAAGGUGGAGAACAAGACAAGCAGCUCCUCCCGUAAGGGCUGUUUAUGGGCACUGAACCCUGCCAAAAUUGACAAGAUGGAAGAAGAGAUGCAGAAGUGGAAACGCAAGGACCUCCCAGCCAUUCGGCGCAGCAUGGCUAACCCUGAUGAGUUGGACAAACUGAUCACAGAUCGCCCAGAGAACUGCAGACGAAAGGCUUUAGAGCCGGGCAUGACCCGGCUGACCAGCUGUCCAACUGGCCUCCCACUGCCGGUCCCAGCCCAGAUGCAACCUCAGCCUAUAGUCACGCUGUCUCUGCCAUGUUUACCCAUGCACCAGCAUCAUCAGCUUCAGGCCCAGCUUCAGGCUCAGGCUCGAUUGGCCCCCAUGUCCCCUGCCCCAGCGCAGACUCCCCCUCUUCACACAGUCCCUGACCUAUCCCACAGUCCGCUCACCCAACAGCCCAGCAAACCCCCCGAUGAUUUCUACAGUAUGCAAGGUGACACGCACACAGAGGUGGAUGCUCUGGACCCAAGCAUCAUGGACUUUGCCCUGCAAGGUAAUCUUUGGGAAGAAAUGAAGGACGACAGCUUUAACCUAGAUGCUUUAGGCACCUUCAGUAACUCACCUCUCCGACUAUCAGACUGUGACUUGGGAACAGCCAACCUCCCUCCUGCCUCCAGUGGAGCAAACCUGCCGCUGUCAGACAUGCAGGUGACAGGGCUCUACACCUCCUACGCUUCCCAGGAUGCCCUGUCUUCCCAGUACAUGAGUGCACCAGCUAACAGCAAGCCUAUUGCCCUGCUCUGAACCAGCCAAACUCUUUGACAUCUCUGGACAGCUCUAGAAGAAGCCUGAUAUCAAAGCCUAAAUGCUGAUUUCCUUUGUCCUACUGAAAGUAAAAGAGCUAAAAACCUGGAGAACCGCUUGAAGAAAUGUGUUGAAAAUCAUUCCACAGGCAGUCCACAGGAAAAGCUCACUAAGAACUAAAACUCCUGAUAAAGAGACAACUGUAAGAAAGAGAGAGCAAGACUUCCAAGUAUCUAGCUUUGCCAAGCGAAGACUCACAGCCUGUAUGAGAACAAUGACUGUGUGGAGAAUUACAUGAGUGUUAGUAUACACCAGUUUUUCUACUGUUCACUUUGCAUUUUAAAGCCUUUCCAUAAAUGUAGCUCCCCCCUUUUCUCUUGCCUGUUGUAUUGUGCUAGACAUUUUUGCUGUGAUGUUUUAUUUAUAUUUAUAAAAAGACAGCUGGAGAAAGUAAUGACUCUAUCAAUCUUUUCCUGUAUAUAUUUGAAUGUUCCAAACUGCUAUCGCCACAGAAAAGCUUUUUGACUGCAUUUACCCGCCUCAUUGCCAAAUGCGAAGGUCUGGCAACGCUUCUGAUAAUCCAGAGUUUACACAUUAUCCUUUUACACGCCGAUUAACAUUUCUGAAGGUCUGAUGCAUAUUACAUUCACUAAUAAAAGUCAAAUGGGUAAAUAAAAAAAAAAAGU